This is a messenger RNA of Mandrillus leucophaeus (drill), 1926 nucleotides long. RefSeq names its product death effector domain containing 2 (gene DEDD2). The transcript has 5 exons. Gene Ontology annotation, molecular function: protein binding; DNA binding. NCBI's taxonomy places the organism in Eukaryota, Metazoa, Chordata, Mammalia, Primates, Cercopithecidae. Gene Ontology annotation, cellular component: nucleolus. Bases 112 to 1092 code for a protein of 326 amino acids. The record is from RefSeq and is a predicted model, not a curated record. Gene Ontology annotation, biological process: extrinsic apoptotic signaling pathway via death domain receptors; regulation of apoptotic process; apoptotic process.
GCCUGCGCAGUUCUCCGGGACGCUGUUGGGCCAAGCGUCGGAGAGUUCUGUAGACAGACGCCGGCAACCUUUGGCCGGGUUCUGAGCUUGUUCUGCCUCCCUCCCCCGGGAAUGGCGCUAUCCGGGUCGACCCCGGCCCCGUGCUGGGAGGAGGAUGAGUGCCUGGACUACUACGGGAUGCUGUCGCUUCACCGUAUGUUCGAGGUGGUGGGCGGGCAACUGACCGAGUGCGAGCUGGAGCUCCUGGCCUUUCUGCUGGAUGAGGCUCCUGGUGCCGCCGGCGGCUUAGCCCGGGCCCGCAGCGGCCUAGAGCUCCUGCUGGAGCUGGAGCGCCGCGGGCAGUGCGACGAGAGCAACCUGCGGCUGCUGGGGCAACUCCUGCGCGUGCUGGCCCGCCACGACCUGCUGCCGCACCUGGCGCGCAAGCGGCGCCGGCCAGUGUCUCCAGAACGCUAUAGCUAUGGCACCUCCAGCUCUUCAAAGAGAACAGAGGGUAGCUGCCGUCGCCGUCGGCAGUCAAGCAGUUCUGCAAAUUCUCAGCAGGGUCAGUGGGAAACAGGCUCCCCCCCAACCAAGCGGCAGCGGCGGAGUCGAGGCCGGCCCAGUGGUGGUGCCAGACGGCGGCGGAGAGGGGCUCCAGCCGCACCCCAGCAGCAGCCAGAGCCCGCCAGACCUUCCUCCGAAGGCAAAGUGACCUGUGACAUCCGGCUCCGGGUUCGAGCGGAGUACUGCGAGCAUGGGCCAGCCUUGGAGCAGGGCGUGGCAUCCCGGCGGCCCCAGGCGCUGGCUCGGCAGCUGGAUGUGUUUGGUCAGGCCACCGCGGUGCUGCGCUCAAGGGACCUGGGCUCCGUGGUUUGUGACAUCAAGUUCUCAGAGCUCUCUUAUCUGGACGCCUUCUGGGGCGACUAUCUGAGUGGCGCCCUGCUGCAGGCCCUGCGGGGCGUGUUCCUGACUGAGGCCCUGCGAGAGGCUGUGGGCCGGGAGGCUGUUCGCCUGCUGGUCAGUGUCGAUGAGGCUGACUAUGAGGCUGGCCGGCGCCGCCUGUUGCUGAUGGAGGAGGAAGGGGGGCGGCGCCCGACAGAGGCCUCCUGAUCCAGGACUGGCAGGACUGAUCCCACCUCUGAGUCUCUGGGCCACCUUCUCCUGGGAAGACGACCAUCUCUACCCCUAGAGGACUGUCACUCCAGCAUCUCUGAGGACUUCGACAGGACCAGGACAGCAGGCCCCUUGACAGUCCCUCCCACAGGAUGUGGGCUCUGAGGCCUAAACCAUUUCCAGCUGAGUUUCCUUCCCAAACUCCUCCUACCCCCAGGUGUGCUCCCUUAGCCUCUGGAGGCAGGGGCUGGGCCUGUAUCUCAGAAGGGAGGGGCACAGCCACACACUCACCAAAGGCCCCUGCACAUUGUAUCUCUGAUCUUGGGCUGUCUGCACGCUCACAGGUGCACACACUUGCUCAUGCUCACACUGCCCCUGCUGAGAUCUUCCUGGGCCUCUGCCCUGGCCUGCUUCCCAGCACACACUUUGGCCUAAGGGCUUCUCUCUCAGGACCUCUAAUUUGACCACACCCAACCUGGGCUUCAGCCACACCAGUGGGCACUGGAGCUGGGGUGCAUAUGGGGCCUGCUCACCUUGCCCACACAUCUCCAGCCAGCCAGGGCCCUGCCCAGCUUCAAUUUAUAGACCUGACUCUCCUCACCUUCCCCCUGCUGCCCAGAGCUGGACAUAGACUUGCACUUGGACUGUCACCUGGAGUGUCACAUGGGAGUGUUGUGGCAGCAUCAGACCAAGGCCUACUGUUGCACAUGGGGCCAAAACCAGUAAACAGCUGCCUUCUUAGAAAGGGAAUGCAAAGGCUUUGGGGGUAAUGGAAAAGAUCUUUUACAAAUGAUACCAAUUAAACUGCCCUGGAAAGGGCAUAGGUGGGCA